AGGCUUAUUAGCCAAAUAGCUUUUGUUUGAUUUAGUUUCAACUUCCAAGUUGAUAGCUCAGGCGUCGAAUUUCUUGUCAGCAUUUUAUGGCACUCUCCUAUAAUUCUCAUCAACUGUUCUUGGAAGCUCCAACCAUUAAAUAUUUUGGUCGGACUAAUUUCCUUGAAAUCUCUGCAAAACAGGGAUUUCUCUCUCAAGAUGACCUGGGAAAUUUCUGGAAAUUUGGAAACCGAAAACCCAAGAGUAGAAUUAACCCACUUUUUACUGUUAGCGCUGCAUCUUCAUCUUCUUCUUCAUUCGGUGGCACUGCUUCUGAUUAUCCUGAAGAACUGAUUAGUGAACGGAUAAAGAAGAAACGAAGCAGCAUAGCUGGGAUUGACCAGGAUGAGUUACAAGACCCUAGACAAUUAGCUGAUUCUGACAGCUGUUUCUGCGAGUUUAAAGGGGUGCAUAUACAUUAUAAAGUAUGUGAAGCAGAAUCAUCCAUGUCAAAGGACAAAAAAACUUCUCAGCUUGAUGAUCCCAAUAGAAAAUUUGGUUUUCCGAUGAUUUUUCUUCAUGGCUUUGGUGCCUCUACUUUUUCCUGGCAUCGAGUUAUGAAGCCUUUUGCGCAAUUAAUUGGUUCUAAGGUUCUAGCAUUUGAUAGGCCAGCUUUUGGGCUGACAUCAAGAGUUAGCCAUUCAGUAUGUUCUCAGGCUGAUGAUACAAAGCCUCUUAACCCCUAUUCUACGGCAUUUUCUGUGCUGGCAACUUUGUACUUCAUCGACUUCCUAAAAUCAGAGAAAACAGUGCUUGUAGGGCAUUCAGCUGGGUCCCUUACAGCGGUGGAGGCAUACUUUGAGGCUCCUGACCGAGUUUCUGCAUUGAUUCUUGUGGCGCCAGCCAUAGUGGCCCCACUUUCUGCCACCAACUCUGCAAAGGAAAAUCAGUCAGACAAAGAAAAUCAAGUCCAGGAAAGCAACUCCACUUCAGAUAAACAUCCGAAUCUGUUUGUGAAGUUUGGACAGGUCAUGUCAAAGUGUAGCGGAUACAUUAUAAACACAAUAGUGCAAGUGUUGAAAGGGAUAAUGAAUGUAAUUAGCUCCCUGUACAAGAAAGCUAUAGUUGCACUCUUGCGCUCAGCUUUAGCCGUAACAUUGGUAAGGAUGAUCAUUAACAAGUUUGGUAUUGCUGCUGUUAGAAAUGCAUGGUAUGAUGGCAAUCAAGUUACUGACCAUAUUCUACAAGGUUACACAAAGCCACUACGAACUAAAGGUUGGGAUAAGGCUCUCGUGGAGUACAUUGUAGCUAUGCUGAUGGAUACUCAAGCUAAACAAAAGUCACCAUUGGAUAAAAGACUCCAAAAUAUUACAUGUCCAGUACUGAUUGUUACGGGUGAUAGUGACCGGCUUGUUCCUUCUUGGAAUUCCGAAAGGCUAUCACGAGCAAUACCUGGAUCCCAGCUAGAGAUAAUCAAGAAUUGUGGUCAUCUCCCCCAUGAAGAAAAGCCAGACGAGUUUAUAUCUAUUGUUACAAACUUUUUGCAGAGAGUUUCUUCUGGUUCAGAAGAAUUAUGCUUUCAAACAUGACGGGGGUUAUCUUCCCAUGUAUAAAUUUAAGCAUCCAUCAACAUGCUCAUUCUGUUAUCCCAUUCCUCAUGAAAGAUGCCAAGUCCCCCUUCUAAGGAGUCAGUCUAUAAGUAAACCUACAUGCAUGCAUAAAUGUAUAUAAUGUAUGUGGGGACUAUACAGUCAUUUUGGUGACUUCCUAGAAUCAUUUUCUGUACUUCUUUCCUUUGGGAAACACCA
Molecule: messenger RNA, 1787 nt
Organism: Spinacia oleracea (spinach)
Lineage: Eukaryota; Viridiplantae; Streptophyta; Magnoliopsida; Caryophyllales; Amaranthaceae
Exons: 6
Coding region: 87-1568 (493 amino acids)
Cellular component (GO): chloroplast envelope
Molecular function (GO): catalytic activity
Source: RefSeq, a predicted model, not a curated record